Molecule: messenger RNA, 798 nt
Organism: Cydia pomonella (codling moth)
Lineage: Eukaryota; Metazoa; Arthropoda; Insecta; Lepidoptera; Tortricidae
Product: keratin, type II cytoskeletal 1-like
Exons: 3
Coding region: 1-798 (265 amino acids)
Source: RefSeq, a predicted model, not a curated record
AUGCGAUUAUUUGUUCCUAACCAGUACACUCGCGCGCGGCGUCACCCGCUGUUAGCGGAACGCGGCGCGCGCACGCGGGCGCACGCACAGGCGCCGGUCGCGCGCGCGCACGCUCUACUCAACUCCGUGCUCGAGGCACACCCGGAGUGUGACUUGUUUGCGAGUGCAAUCGGACGACUGAUGACUGAGUGUAAGAGAGUGAUAGAGCGAGAGAUGUCUGGUGGCCAAUUCCUCAGGUACAAAGAUGUACUUAAGCGGCACAUGAAAAAGUGUCGUAUAGAGCCCUCGCGAUGGGAGCAGCAGGCAGCCAUACGAAUGGAGUGGCGGGCUACUGUAAAUGCCAAAGUAGCUGAUUUCGAAGCUCGUCGGCGCUUAGAGCUGGACGCCAAGCGCGACGAUAUAAAAGCCAGACCACCCGCGGCUACCAAGAUGUUUACUAAGAUUGCAAUCAUCGCUGCCUGCCUAUUCGGCUUAGCCUACGCUGGUGUUGAAUAUAACAUUGGCGCUGGAUUUGGCUACGGUGCUGGCUACGGAGCUGACUAUGGUUCUGGGCUAGGUUAUGCUGGCUACGGAGGCUUGGGAUACGCCCACGCUCAGGCGACUUCGCAAGUACACCGUGUUGACUACAACACUGGCUACGGUGGCUACGGAUCUGGCCACGCUGGUUACGGAGCUGGCUACGGUGGCUACGGUGUUUUCUACGGUGCUGGUUACGGUGAUUACGGUGCUGGCUACGGUGGUUUAGCUGGCUAUGGUGGUUAUGGACGCGGUCUCCAUGGUGGCUACAGCAGUUGGUAA